GUCAGCAUCAUCUUAAAGCAAAUCCUGCAACCUGGAUCAAUCUCUUGGUUGUUGAUAAUCGACGAGUAAAACUGCACCUGCUAUUUUCGACUAAUGUGAUUUUAUUGUUAUGUUUUUUAUUACGGCAAUGGUAACGUGAAUGUGGAAAUAUGCGUUACGUGUGUAUCUUUUGUUAUGUUUAUAUUUUGAUCUUCAGUAUUAUUACUUUUGAAUCGCAUUCAUUUCGAACAUUUUCUGACGAUGAUGUUAAAGUGUAUAGAGAAAAAGUUGUGCAAAUGUUUCAGCAUGCUUAUGAUCACUACUUAAAAAGCGCAUAUCCCUAUGAUGAAUUGCAACCAAUUUCUUGUCGAGGCAUGGAUACUUGGGGAAGCUUCUCUUUAACAUUGAUAGAUGCAUUAGACACUUUGGUUGUGAUGAAGAACUACUCAGAGUUUCGCCGUGUGGUUAAUACAUUGCUGUCAACUGCAGAUUUUAAUGUCAACAUCAAUGUGUCAGUGUUUGAAACUAACAUCAGAGUUGUUGGAGGUUUGCUCUCUGCUCAUCUUCUAUCCAAACGAGCUGGUCUUGAUGUGGAUCCUGGUUGGCCUUGUUCUGGACCAUUACUAAAUCUAGCUGAGCAAGUAGCUAGACGAUUAUUACCUGCAUUUGAAACAAAAACCGGCAUGCCUUUCGGAACAGUUAAUUUGCUCCAUGGUGUUCCUGAAGGUGAAACCCCCAUAACAUGCACUGCUGGAGUAUCUACCUUCAUUGUUGAGUUUGGAACACUUAGUCAUUUAACUGGUGAUCCUAUUUUUGAAAAAGUUGCCGUGAAUGCUUUGAAUGCUCUAUGGAAAAGGAGAUCUCCAAUGGGAUUGGUAGGCAACCAUAUUAACGUUCAAGAUGGAAAAUGGACAGCCUUAGAUUCAGGUAUCGGUGGAGGUGUUGACUCUUAUUUUGAAUACUUGGUUAAAGGAGCUAUCUUGUUUCAAGAACCUAAGUACUUAAAAAUGUUUCGUGAAUAUGAAAAGCUUAUUUCCAAAUUCAUGAAACGAGAUGAUUGGUACUUCUGGGUUAGCAUGAACAGUGGCCAGAUUACCUUGCCCACCUUUCAAUCAUUAGAGGCUUUCUGGCCUGGACUUUUGACUUUAGUUGGUGAUAUUGAACAAGCUGUGAAGACCCUGUAUAAUUAUCAUCAAAUAUGGAAACAGUAUGGAUUUACACCUGAAAUAUAUGAUGUUGCACACAGUCAUGCUAAACGAGAAAAUUAUCCUCUUAGACCAGAACUUGUGGAGAGUGUUAUGUACCUUUACUAUGCUACUAAGGACCAUCAUCUACUUGAAAUUGGUGUUGAUAUAUUAGAAUCUAUUGAACAUAGUGCAAAAACAGAAUGUGGUUAUGCUACAAUUAAAAAUGUACUUGACCAUAAAACAGAAGAUAGAAUGGAAUCUUUUUUUCUUGCUGAAACAACUAAAUAUUUGUAUCUUUUAUUUGAUCCUGACAAUUUCAUUCACAAUAAUGGAUCAUGUGGAGAGCUCAUACAGAUGUCGGGAGGGAAUUGCUUGAUAGGUGGUGGAGGAUAUGUAUUUAAUACUGAGGCUCAUCCCAUUGAUAUUGGUGCUGUCUAUUGUUGUAGUGCUAAACAUCAAGAUCAUGAACUACUUUUGUAUGAAUUUCAAAAAAAUUUGGAUUUACAUUCACUUCUUGAAAUUAAAGAUAAUGAAGAGUUUUUCAAAGUUUUUAAAGGAAAUCGAAAACAAAACCCUAGGCAAGCAAAUUCCAAGUCUAUUAAUCUUGCUGAAGUAAAUGUUACAGCGACUAGAAUUGUGCCAAAUAAUUAUUCUAUGAACAAAAAGGAACCUUCUGUCAGUUUUUCUUUUUUUAGUGAUGUUUGGAAUGAAACUAUUGAAAAUUCCAGCUAUAAUACUAUGUUUUCAGCUAGUUUCACCUUUGAAAAUUAUAAGAAAUUAUUAUUGUCUUUUUAUAAACGAAAUUCAACAACUAAAAAUAAAUAUAAUAGUUUGUCAAACAUCAAUUCAGGUCUAAGUGAAACAAUUUUAGUUAAUAUUAAUUCAGCUAAUAUAUUUGUCAAAAAUAAUGGAGUUCUGAACUCUUUUUCAGAAGAAAGUGGAAUUUCUAACAGUACUUAUGAACAAUUGCAGCUUAAAAACAACUCUUCUUUGGCUCCAUUGGAAAAUCAGUCAUAUGAAAUUAAUGGCAAUUUCUUUGAUACUAAUGUUUUUAACAAAACAAUACUUCAAAAUUCUAAUGUGACUUCAAUAGAUAAUGAUAACUGUCUACAGGAAGAUGAGGAGGAAGCAAAAGUGCUGCAGCAAAUUCAUAAUGAGAAUUUUUAUAAUUAUGAAAUUCUUAAGUGUCCUAUUCAACCCUUUCUUUCCAGAUUGAAUGUUAUGGGAGAAAUGUUUAAUGUGUAAUUUGAGUACUUAAAACUAUUUUAUACUUACUCCUUAUCUUUUUUUAUUAUUAUUAAUUUUCAAUUAAAAUUACUGAAUCAUCAGGAGAUUCUUUUAAAAAAUUCAUCAGUAAUGAUACAAUUUAGCCAAGAAGAAUAAAAAAAAAAGCUUUAGCUAUUACACAUAUUGGCCAAUAAAUUAGAAAUCUUAGAUUAAUAUUUUAUCCCCUUUUACACUGAUAACAGUUCGUAUCAAAGAGGGCAUCGAUUCUACCAGCAUCUGGAAGGCAUUAUGUCCAGGUUGAUUCAGCAUUUACAGACUUUUGUAUCCUGUAAAUGAGAUGGAAGAGAAAAUUGCUGUCAAAUGUACCUGGCCAAAUGUCCCAAACAUUUUCUAUUAAGUUAGUUAUGUUCCAGGCUUUGCGGUGGCCAGGAAAGGUGUUGGAAGCUCAAUUGAUAUUGAAUGAACUUUUUUUGAACGCUUCUGACGUGAGUCACCCAUGAUUCUGUUGGGGCAUAUUGCCCAUGAUGUAUGUGCCACCUUCAGAUUAAAAUAUAACAUUACAGAAUGAAUCUAAUCUGCUACUAUGUCCAGAUAUUGCACAGCUAUUUAUUUACUCUCGAUAAACAACAGGGAAUCACUUCUAUAACAGCAGAACAUGUCCCGCAUCAUGAUACUCUCACCAGAGCUUUGAACAGUGCAAACUAAAAAAGAUGGGUUAAUGGCUUCAUCUUUCAUCAAAGCAAAGCAAGGUGUUGCGUUUUUUAUCCGUCCACAUUACCCAUUUCUAGUUACAGUGUUGUCUUACUUGACACAAUGGCAAUAGAAUUCUAGCCUUUUGGACAGAAAUGAGAAGUAUCCUCAUAGGCAUCUGACCACAUAUUCUUAUUCUCAGUGAUCCUUUAGGUAUAGUUUGCAUCGAGAUCAGUUGAGAAGAACUUUGGUUGAAAUUUUUUAUUAGCUGAAGCAAAAUGGGGUCUCUUUUUUUCCCCUGUUGCACAAUUCAUUGGAGGCGACGCUGAUCAGGGUUUUGGUAAAUUGUGUUUGAACCAUAAUUAUGUCUUCUAGAUGAGGACUGUGGUUUCUGUUUCCAACUUUUGAAAACCUUUGAUACGAAAUUUAACCCUUUUUCAAAUGGCGAAAGAUCUGUCAUUUUUUCAUUCUGCUGUGUUUACCGUUAAAUGAGUCUGCUCAUUUUACUUAUACUAACAUUCUGAUGCGGUGUAACCAACAUAAACAUUUUUUGCAUAGUUUGCUGUUAGUGAGCAUUUAAUAUAAAAUCUUAUAGGUUUCUAAUUUAUUGGUCUGAUUUCUUCUUUUUAUAUAGCAUGAACAACUUUGACAAUAUUGUUGAAAGAUGCCAUUAAACAUUAUAAAAUAAAUGUCUUUUCAAGCUUACCAUAUAUUUUCCAAGAUACAUUAAUUUUCUAAUUCGUUGUGAUAUCCUGAAAACUUUAUUAUUUCACUCUUAUUGUUUUCUAACAAAAAUAAUUGUUCUAUUAUUGCAUAAAUGCUAUCAUACAUAUUAUUUGCCCUGUGAUAAAUAUUGAGAAAGAAUGAACUGAGUAGUGAUACAUUUAUCAAAGAAUAUGUCUGAGUAUAGUUUAAAUAGAUUGAACUUUUUAAAUGGCUAAUGAUAAGAUAUUAUAGGAUAAUAUUCCUAUAAAAUUAAAUAAAACAUAAAAAUAAUGUUGGUUUUUCAAUAAGUUUAUUGUACCCUAUAUUUAUAUACAGCUGACUAAUAAAAUAAUAAUUUGUGCAAGGCUUUGAGAUUUUAAUAAAUUAUAAUUUCUUUACCUUUAUAAACAUGAUUUAAAAAUUUUUCCAAUUUAUUACCAUGAUUAUUAAUGGUAUCUAAUAAGUUAUAAAAUGAACUAAUAUUUGGAUAAAAAUUUAAAACCUUUUAAAUUAAUGUCUUAUCCUUUUAAAUUAAUGUCCUAUCUUUUUAAAUUAAUGUAAUAGCUUUUUAAAUCAUGUCUAACAUUAAAACUAUAACAUUAAUAGUACAAGCUUUAAAUUACAUUUUAUCUUUCUACAUUCAAAAUUUAAAUAAUAAAAAGAAUAACACUUUAAAUAAAUACAAUAUAGUCCUUUUAUUGUAUUUUUUAAUACUACAGUGGUCUUUCAUUAAUAUAGUAGCAUUUUAGUGGGAUUUGUUAAUGAAUGCAGUUUAGCUCACAGUAAUUACUAUCUUUUAUAGUAAUAUAUUUUAAAGACAAUAUUUGAUGAAUAGAAAUUAAGGGAUAAUAACUAAUUUGUAUUUUUAUAUUAUUUCUUUGGCCAUUACAUUUUAUUGCAUUGUUUUAUUUUUAUAAUUUUUUUCCAAUGUAACCUUAUAAUAGUAAAAUUCCUAAAUUGUAGAGAUAUUUAUUUAUUAAAAUCAAAAUAACCUUUAUUUAAAAUUUUUUGAUGUAUUUAUUCUUUUGAAAUAAGCAUAGCUUUGUGCAUAACUUUUAUAAAGCAUAACUUAAUAAGCAUAACUUUUUUAAAAUAAGCAUAGCUUAGCAAAGUUAGCAUACUAACUUUGGUUUGCGCUGUUGAAAAAUCUUGUUUCUUACAAUAAAGAGAGGCUAAUAUACUUAAAGACUUAAUGUGUGGAAUAUUUAGGUCUGUAGCCAAAAUUUCUAUUCAAGGAAGUAAUCCCACCUUUUUAUUAAUUGAUAACUUUUUGUUCAAGAUUUGUACAUUUAUUAUCUAUAUUUGUUUAUUAUGUAUUAGUAUGACAAAUAUGAUUUUUUGCAAUUCUCAUAGAAGAAGUUUAGAAAAUGCUUAGUGAUUCUAUCUUCUUUAUCCAUUAAAUGCUGUUUAUGUCCUAUAAAUCAGCACCAAUCACGUAACUUAAAAACUUUUUUAAUUUAAAAGAUUACCACUUGCUUAGUCUUAUACAUUAAAAUAUAUUUAAACAAAUUAUGUAUUGACUUUUUAUCUCCCAAAUUAUUCUAUGAGUUAUAUUGUUGUAAAGUAAUUUAUGGAAGUUUUAAAAGAUUUGUUAUCAAUAGCAUUUGUGCUUCUAAUGUUUAAUAUUUGGGUCAUAAUAGUACCAUCCUCUUGUGAAUUGGAGCUUUUAAAUGCUGUUGAUAACAAGGAAUUUUAUGCAAGUCACAGUUAAAAUGAUGAACCGAAAUCUUCAGAGGGUUAUUCAGCAGAAAUUAACUCCAUUUAUUUUACAUUGUUUAUUCCACCCAUUAAAUGCUCAACUUUGCUAUGCUGUUUUUAAAUGUUAUUUCUCUUAUUAAUUGAAUUGCUCAAGCAGCAUCCUCUUAAAUGUUAACUCUUUAUUAUCUAAGAUUUUUUAGACUCUCCGCUUGGGACUGCUCAGGCUCUUUGUAACUCUUUAAGUUAUCUUUAUGAGACAGAACUGUUAUUCCUUCCUCUUCCAUUCCAACUAGGUUUUGGAUAUUAUUGUUCAACCUCUUUUUAUUGCUUUUUCUCUGCUAUAUUUGGUUUCGUAUUUGUUUUACUUCCCAAAUACUGCUGAUCCUUUAGAUGAGAUUUUCCAGACUAUUCAUGUAGCGCUUCACAUCUCAAACAUUGUUUAUCUCUUAGAUAAGAUUCUUCAGAAAGUUUAUGUUGUUCAUCUUUCCACCAGUUCUUAUUUUAAAAUAAAUUAUAACUUUCUUAUAGAAAAUUUUAUCUGAAUUGCUCUGAAAUUUCGUUCUGAUGAAUCUUACUUUUAUUUAUCACAGAUAUCUUUCUGUGAGAAAUUUUCUACAGCAUUGCAAUUUCUGCACAUUAAAAGUUUUUUCUAACUUUUAAAGUUCUUGUUUUGAACUGUUUUCAUUGUUCAAAAGCAAUUGCUUUUUACUCGUACAGCUCAUAUUUUUAACUCUCAAACUUACAUCAACAAUGUUUGAAAUAAAAUGGAAUUAGACUUUAAAAAUAUGAUAAACUGUAAAAUAUGAUAACAAUAAAUAUUUAAAAAUAUGAUAAAGUUUUUGUUGAAAGCAGUUUCAUAUUAUCAAUCUAAUCAAUAAAAAAACCAUAAAAUAUUAUUGCGCCAGUAUAUCCACUUGUUUUUCAACUCAAAGGAAUCACUAACAUAGCAUGUCUAACAUAUUCUUACAUCCUAAUUUCUGCAAAUUUUUCAAUAAUGUGUACAAACCCUUUUUUUCCCCUUUUCUAUUCUUAUUGCACUUAGGGAGGUAUGGUAUCCUUAUCAAUUUGUCAUGCUAGGUAUAAAAAGCUUUUGGAUUAUUUCUGAACUAUUUUCUUGUCAUUUUCCUUUUGAUUUAUUCUCCUAAAUGUUUUAUCUAUUAUACUCUUGAAUAUUGAAUCUAUUGUUCAUUGUAAAUUAUUACUACUAUUAAAAGUAUUAACUGCCAUUAAAAUUUAAGCAGUAAAUUGAAUAAAAAUUUCAAAUAAUUUUCCUGCAAAUUCUAGCAUUUCCAAAAAAUAGCUGAUUUUGGAAGUAAAAUUCAUGUAAAAGCUUGCAACCCUACUUAUGUAACACAAGCAGUCGAAAAAUCCUACUAUGAGAUUUGGGGAAAACCUCUUUUAAUAUGUAGUGUUUUUUAUUUUACAUUUAGCAAAAAAAGAAAAAAAAAUUCCCCAAAAACUAUUGUGAAAUUUUUUUUCUAUGUUUAUAUAGAAAUAUUGUAACAUUAAGUUUAGAAUGCUUAAUUGCAAUUGAAGAAUACAUCUUCCCAUGCACACAUUACAAAUUAGUUUUAACAUUGUAGGGCAUGAUGACAAAUAACUAAUAUAUACUAUAAUAUUCUAUAUACAAAAAAUGUUAUGGUACUUCAUCUUCUUCAGUCCAAUGUUUUCCAGGACUCUUUAAUGUCCUAGUGCUCUCUCUUUCAUUUUGUUUGUUUCUUCAUUUGACAUAGUUUCUAGUUUUGUUAUCUUAAGUAUGUAUAAUGGUAGGUUUUGCUGUGAGUAUAACUAUCCUGUUUGUGUGCCAUUAAACUCUACAUUUGCAACUUUGAUAAAACUAAAAUUAUUCUGGUGCUUAUUUUGACUGUAAAUUAAGUUUAUAGUUUAGAAAAUUCUCCUUAAAAUGGGUUAAAAAAAAAACUUUCCGCCAGUACUAGAGAAACUUGGUGCUGGAAGAGAUUUUUUACCAAUCACAUUCUUUCAGUUCACUAAUUUCUAAAUUUCAGUUCCCUGUAAAUAGCAGUUGCCUAAUUUCAAAUCCCCAUAAAUUGCAGAUACCUCUAUAAAGAUAAUUAUUUUUUGGUUAAAUGAAACAAAAAUUUCCACUUAAAAGCUCAUGCAAAUCCAGAUUUUAUUUAAUACAAUAUUUAUUUAUACAUUGAUUAUCAACGUCGUAAGUCAAAUAAAAUUUUUUAGAUCUUAAAAAAAUUGUUUUAAUAAACAAAUAUAGAUAAAAAAAAAGUUCUGUAAAUAUUAAAUUGUUGAUUGCUAUAUAACACUGUAUAUUAUUAACUGGUUUUCAUUCAGUGCCUUAAGUACUCUGGUUGCCUUACUGAAAUCUAAUUAGUUUUUAAAUGUUGAUGUGUAUAAUAUUGUUUAUUAAAUUGUGAUAUCCAGUUGUCAAAAAUUUGUGUUCUUAAAAACUGAUGCGUUAGAAGUGUAGUAAAUUAACCACAACUUUUUAUAACAUUUCUACAAGUGAAAAAUAUUUUGUCAUAUACAUAAAAAAUUUUACAGUUAAGAGAAGUUCAAGUUCAUAAUUUGAAACUGUUAUUGAUUUAUGCUAAAAGGGAUCAAUUUCAUACUUUUACUGGUUUUUUAAAUUAGUUUCUUUAUUUUUGGAAAUUCUUAUUUUAUUUUUUUAUUAUCCUGUUUACAGUUGUCUUACUCUUCUUUUAUUUGUUGUUGGAAAAUUAGUUUUUUUUUUUUUAAAUCUUUGGAGAGUUAACUUCUUUAAUUUUCCUUCAUUGUAUCAACCAUAUUCAGUAAAGUAAAUUUUAGUAAUAAUUUUUAAUCUCUUAUAUUUUUUCUUUGAUGAUUUCCUUUUUAUGUGAUGGAAUCAGAACUAUUUCUUUAUUUAUGACACGUUAUUAUUGUUGUAUCAUAUUUGAAAACAAUUUUAUAAAAUGUUUGUUUUUUCAUUCAGUAAAAAAUACCUUCUAAAUAUUUGUCUUAUUUAUCUGAUCUUUAACUGUGAAAUUAAAGCUUAUAACAAUUAGCUCAUUGUCAUUAUAAUCAUAUUUUAUUAAUUUUUUGAAAGUGAAAUACUGACUUUCUAAUGAAAAAUAAUAAUAAAGAUUAUGAAAGUAUCUAAAUUCAUUCAGA
Molecule: messenger RNA, 8591 nt
Organism: Parasteatoda tepidariorum (common house spider)
Lineage: Eukaryota; Metazoa; Arthropoda; Arachnida; Araneae; Theridiidae
Product: ER degradation-enhancing alpha-mannosidase-like protein 2
Biological process (GO): mannose trimming involved in glycoprotein ERAD pathway; carbohydrate metabolic process; endoplasmic reticulum mannose trimming
Cellular component (GO): endoplasmic reticulum; membrane
Molecular function (GO): mannosyl-oligosaccharide 1,2-alpha-mannosidase activity; calcium ion binding
Source: RefSeq, a predicted model, not a curated record